UACCAGUAUGCAGUUUGAGUGGGGGAGAGAACUGCCAGCAGCGUUCUAGGUCUUCUCAUGUUGGUUUCCUGUUUCACUGUGUGUCACAUGGGUGUGCAUGUCCAGCAACAGGACCCAGCUAGUAUUUUGGCCACGAGUUGGCUCAAUCGACUCAGAAGAGGAGAAAAGUAGGAGUGAUAAGGAAAAUAUGAGUCGGGAUAGGUCACCUGCAGAUGAGGGCAGUGAACCAGAAAGUGAAGCUCAAUUCUAUUCAUCUGAACCAAAACUACCUAAUAUGCCAGAGAAGCUGUUCAAAGUAAUCAUCAUUGGUGAUCCAACUGUUGGGAAAACAUCAUUUGUGCAGCGUUAUGUGCAAAAUACGUAUAAGAAAGACUACAAGGGGACUGUAGGUGUGGACUUUGCUUUGAAAAUUCUGAAGUGGUCUGAGACACAGACAAUAAAACUCCAGCUUUGGGAUAUAGCUGGGCAAGAGCGAUUUACAUGGAUGACUAGAGUUUACUAUAAAGAUGCUGAUGGCUGUGUUAUAAUGUUUGAUUUAACAAACAAAAAUUCUUUUGUAAAUACACUCAAAUGGAAGAGAGAUGUUGACUCAAAGUGUAGUCUUCCAGAUGGUAGCCCUAUUCCGUGCAUGCUGCUAGCCAACAAGUGUGAUUUACCACAUCGCCAAGUUGAGCAAAUGGAAAUAGAAUCAUUUUACAAGGAGCACAAUUUCAUUGGUUGGACAGAAACUUCUGCCAAAGAGGGCCUCAUGGUGAAUGAUUCUAUGAAGUUUUUGGUUGAUGUCAUUAUGAGACAAGAAGAAAUGCCAGGUAGUGCUGCAUCGGUGCUUUCAGAAAGUUUGCGGUUGACAGGACCUGUACCACAACCACCAAAAAGUUGUUCAUGUUAGUAAGUAAUGUAAUAUCAUUUUACUUUACAGGAGGCCAGUUUGUUCAAGGUAUUUAAGAAAACGAAUUUUUAAAAUCGCCAUUCAUAAGAAGCAGAUGCAGCUGAUGGUGUCUACUUCAAACUGUUGUGGUGUUCAUAGCAGCUGAGAACUUUCUGCAUUUAGGUGGGCCAUGUAGUUGUCAUACCUUAGAGUACAUGACCAUGGCCACUGUUGUUCCCAAAGCAUUUAAUCUAGCAGGAGCUAGUUUAUAAAUGCUGAACAGCUGCUGUAUUGUGUGUGUGGGCGCGUGCAUGCUUGUGCUUUGGAGCAUAAAAUGCCCAUUCUGUCGAUGAAAUCCAAUUCCAUACUGCACGUUACAUAAUCGUUCCACAGCUGAAACAUUAGCUUUCGUUAAUGUGAACAUUUUUGGUUGUGUGAACAAUAUAUUUUGAGAAAUAUAACUACCUGUCAUCAUUGGCAGUUAGCAUUUUUUGCAUAGCGUAUUGCUGCUUGCUGUUAUGGUAGGAAGCGUGGUUAUCAAUAGUUAUUCAUCCAAUUCUGGGAGCAAUGUGCAGCUGUGUCAGUGUUUUAAGAAUUAAGCCACUACUUGUGCCAAAAUCGUGUAUUUGUUGUACUCAUUUCUGGUGCAGCAUUUUAAAAGCAAGAAUUUUAAGGGUUACCCGCAAUUGGGACUAAUUACAUUUUGCUCAGAAAUAUUACGUUACAAAUAGAAUUAAAAGCAAAUACAGCCUUGCUCAACUACCUCUGUAACUUCUAAAUUGGGAAGCAUUAUCUAAUAAAACAUUGUUUUUUUUUAAUUAAAAUUGUGAUUUGUGGAGGUUUCUUUGCAUUUUAUAAAUGCAGAAAAUGGCAAAGAAAUUACUUUUAAUAGUAUCUUAUAGUUAAAGUGUGAAUAAUGCUUUAUUUCUGUAAAAGUGACACAACAAAACCUUAGCUACCAGCUGGAAAGUUAUGUAGUUAUAGAACCUUAAAGCUACAUGAGAAAUUAGUAUUAUGGCAAAAUUAUUAUCAAAGAAAUAAUGCAUAGAUGGUUAUCAAUACAAACUGCAUUUAUUCUGCCAUAUUUCUGGCUUUGUUACACACAUUUAAAUUGGUGAUUCUCUCCACCACCCAUUUUUGUUACUAGUUUCAUAAUACAUCCAGUCAGUUUUAACAUGUUACUGCCACACACCAGACUACACCAUGGUGUCAAGUGUAGGGCUGUGCUAUGGCCACUUGUGGCCUCAUGCCAGUCAAUAUGUUAAAUGAUGGCAUCUUACACAUAACUUAAUUUUUCUUUGUUUCUCUAUUACUUGCUCUUAGAGGUGCCCAAUGACAGGUCACAUCAUUUAACAAUUUUUAGCUGCCACUUCCUACUGCCCCGAUGUCAUUUAUCAAUAACAUAAACGACCACUGUGAGUGUAUUAUUAACCCUUAACAUCUUAUUAAUGCAUUAACAAGUUUUUGCAUGGUUUGAAUAAAAAUGUUCUUCCAUUUGUGCUUUAAAAUACCUUUAACAUAAACACAUUGAAUUAUUAUCUUUUUAAACUUCCAUUAAAAUGUUUGGUGGUGGCCAUUAUUUUCAGAUGCGUUGGUACUGACUUCUGCAAAAAAGCACCCAUCUUCAUAAUGUAAUAGGUAUUACACAGUGGUAAUUUCAUUCAGACAUAUUCAUUAAGUGUUUGAUUUAUAGGCCCUUUUAAAAUAUCUGACUUUUCUUUGACUUUCAUCUUGUUCAAGUAAUUAGAGAAUUUAUGCAUUCAAGAUGUUCUUUCUGAGCCACAUUUGUAGGAAAUUAAGCUAAAUUUCCGUUAGUGACUCUCUAAUACCUUUUUUAUGGACUGAGAUUAUUUAACCAGUUCUUCAUUAUUUGUUGUAUUAAUGCAAUAUAUUUUAUUUAUAUCAGUUGUUAAUCUUUGUGUAUAUUUCAAAAAAAAAUCUGUUAUUGUCAUGUAAAUACUUCAUUUGAUUUAUGAUAAAAGAAAUAUUCAUCUUUUUUCUCUACCAAGCUCAAGAAAAGUUUCUUCAUUAAUAAAAUCAUUUGCAUUGGUCUGUGUAAUUUUAUUUUUGUAACAAGAGUGGAGUGUAUUAUAUUGAAUAACAGUGCCCAUUUUUUUCUCUCAUAUAAGUGUAUGCUAUCACCAUAGCCCAGGAUUUCUGCAAAUAAUGUGUAAACACAAUUGCCACUUCAGCACUCAUGUGAUUUCUGAAUAAUCUGUGAUAGCACAUUAUCUUUUUAUACAGAUGGCUUGUAACUGUCUCUUACAGAAUUUUAUACUGUGGUAGAAUGCACAUAGUGGUAUUUGAGGUUAACAUGCCAUUGUCUUCAUUUUCUACUGAAUGCAUAUUUAUGUAGAUUGAAACCAGAGACCACAAUUUAAAACAGCUCUCUAUUUAAUGCUUUGCUUAGAUCUGAAGGCAACUUUUUAAAAAGUUGUGAAAAAUUUUGUGCAUUUUAUACUCUUGUUAAUUUUUAAUGUUUUUAAC
Molecule: messenger RNA, 3355 nt
Organism: Schistocerca nitens (vagrant locust)
Lineage: Eukaryota; Metazoa; Arthropoda; Insecta; Orthoptera; Acrididae
Product: ras-related protein Rab-7L1-like
Exons: 6
Coding region: 98-889 (263 amino acids)
Biological process (GO): vesicle-mediated transport
Cellular component (GO): vesicle; trans-Golgi network; Golgi apparatus
Molecular function (GO): GTP binding; GTPase activity
Source: RefSeq, a predicted model, not a curated record